CUCGUUCUAGAGACCCGAUGCCGUAAUUAAGCCGAGCGAAGAUCUCCUCUUGCUCAUCGUUGUCAUGAUUGAUUUCCGGUAUUCAUAGCUAUCUAGCGCCAGGAACAAGGUGCGGUACCUGUUAAAGAAGAAAGGAACACUCUUCAGCCACCGUAUCACCAUCUUUCUGGUCCCAGAGCACAUCUGAAAAACCAACAUGACACAGUCAUUACGUCUACAGGACAAAGUCGCCAUCGUGACUGGCGCCUCUUCCGGCUUGGGUCGAGCUAUCGCGAUCCGCUACGCCCAGGAAGGCGCAAAGCUAGUAUGUGCUGAUUUGACAGCGACGGCGCGGUCCCAAGAGGAAGCCGAGAUCACCACCCAUGACUUGAUCACUCGGGAUGGUGGACGAGCCAUCUUUGUGCAAACCGACGUCGGCGAUGCCGCGCAAAUGGAGAACUUGGUAAAGGAGACGGUGAAAGAGUACGGGAGACUUGAUAUCCUAGUAAACAAUGCCGGAAUAAGCAUCGAAGCCCGGUUUCCGGCUGUGCUCCAUUUGACCGACGAAGCAACAUGGGACACGACGAUGCGAGUGAACGUCAAAUCCGUCUUCCUGGGUUGCAAGUACGCCCUUGCACAGAUGCUGGCACAGGAGCCUCAUGCUUCAGGGGACCGAGGCUGGAUCGUGAACAUUUCAUCGAUCAUGGGCAUGAUUGUGGGACCCGAGAAUCCGUCUUACUGUGCAUCAAAGGGCGCUGUCAGCCAGCUUACGAGACAGAUCGCCCUAGACUAUGCGCCUCAUAAAAUCCACUCGAAUGCCCUUUGUCCUGGAUAUACUCAAACGGCCAUCUUCAAGGAAACAACUACUAACCUGACUCCUUGGGACGAUCUCAACCGGCGGCACCCACUGAAGGGCCCUGGCUUUCCCGAUGAUAUCGCGAAAAUGGCUGUUGUGUUGGCAAGCGAGGAUGCCAGCUGGGUUACGGGAGUCUGCAUGCCUGUAGAUGGUGGUUAUACUGCUCGAUAG
Aspergillus steynii IBT 23096 is the source of this 1006-nucleotide messenger RNA. RefSeq names its product SDR family NAD(P)-dependent oxidoreductase. Lineage: Eukaryota; Fungi; Ascomycota; Eurotiomycetes; Eurotiales; Aspergillaceae. The record is from RefSeq and is a predicted model, not a curated record. The transcript is spliced from 4 exons. Gene Ontology annotation, molecular function: oxidoreductase activity, acting on the CH-OH group of donors, NAD or NADP as acceptor. The coding region runs from base 197 to 1006 and encodes 269 amino acids.